This is a messenger RNA of Penicillium lagena, 1776 nucleotides long. RefSeq names its product putative phenol 2-monooxygenase. Bases 1 to 1776 code for a protein of 591 amino acids. The record is from RefSeq and is a predicted model, not a curated record. NCBI's taxonomy places the organism in Eukaryota, Fungi, Ascomycota, Eurotiomycetes, Eurotiales, Aspergillaceae. Gene Ontology annotation, molecular function: FAD binding. The transcript is spliced from 5 exons.
AUGGAACAAGUGGACGUGCUCAUUUGCGGCAGUGGCUCGGCGGGUCUCUGCGCGGCGACCUGGCUAGCACGCUACGGCGUCAAAUGCAAGGUGCUCGAGCGCCGCGAUGGUCCGAUGAAGAUGGGACAGGCAGACGGCGUACAGUGCCGCACCGUGGAGAUCUUCGAGAGUUUCGGCGUCGGCGAGGAACUGCUGCGCGAAGCAUAUCACGUUCUGGAGGUGAAUUUCUGGGCCGAUGAGGGCUCGGGGGUCAUCAAGCGCACUGGGCGCGCCGCCGACGUGCAGCCCGGGCUGUCGCACCAGCCUCAUGUCAUUCUGAACCAGGCGCGCAUUAAUGGACUCCUAAUUGAUCUCAUGCGCAAGUAUAAUGACCAGAAUAUCGACUACGGGUACAAUGUAACCAACGUCGAGGUGGACAGCGCCUCUGGGGCGGAUCUUGAUGCUUACCCGGUGAUGGUGACGGCGGAGAAGAAUGGGGUCACUCAAAUCUUCGCAGCCAAGUAUGCCCUGGCCUGCGAUGGGGCUCACAGCGUUGUCCGCAAAGCCCUUGGUUACAGGAUGAUUGGGGACAGCAGCGAUGCCGUCUGGGGCGUCAUGGACAUGGUGCCGCGAACAGACUUCCCUGACAUCCGCAAGAAGACCACUAUCCGCUCAACCGCGGGUAAUAUCUUGAUCAUUCCACGCGAGGGUGAGAGCAACAACUUGACCCGGCUCUACAUCGAGUUGCCUCCGGGGACCAACCCCAAGGACGUCAAAUUAGAGAACUUGCAGCGACAAGCGCAACGUAUCUUUCACCCGUACAAAGUGGAAUUUGUUGAGACCGUGUGGUGGUCGGCGUACGCCAUCGGCCAACGACAUGCCGACUUUUUCCACAAGAAUUACCGCGUCUUCCUCGCCGGGGAUGCCUGCCACACCCACUCUCCAAAGGCCGGCCAGGGGAUGAAUGUCAGCCUACAAGAUGGAUAUAAUAUCGGUUGGAAGCUAGGUCAGGUCUUGACGGGGCUGGCGGUCCCCGACAUUUUGAAGACGUAUGUGCUGGAGCGCGAGAAAGUUGCCAUUGACCUGAUCAACUUUGAUCGCUACUUCUCAAAAUUGUUUUCGUCCGGCUCAUCUGGAAAGAAGGCCACCUCGGCCGAGUUCCAGGAAGGGUUUACGAAGUCAGGCAAAUACACUGCUGGCUUGACAGCCAAGUAUGAUGUCUCGCCCAUCACGGCAGCUUUGGAAUCGACCCAACUCGCAUCAAAUGUUGUCGUUGGCAUGCGCCUGCCCAGCGCACAGAUCGUCCGAUUCUGUGAUUCCAAGCCCAUGCAACUCAUGCAGUCUCUCAAAUCUGAUGGCCGUUGGCGUGUGAUAGUGUUUGGAGGUGACCUUUCCGUUCCGGAGAGCCAGGAAAAGUUGAAUGCGCUCGGAAAUUAUCUGGACUCCCCUGGUGGGCCUAUUCGUUCCUUCACGCCUCAGUCUGUCCAUGCGGACAGCCUGAUUGAGACUAUUCUGGUGGGCCACGGAAAGCGCCACGAUGUUGAACUAGAGCAGAUUCCUGAGUGUUUCUACCCAGUGUCUGGCAAGAAUCAGACCAGAGACUUGCACAAGAUCUUCUAUGAUGAUGAGGCCUACAACUUGAUCCACGGUCAUGCCUACGGCUUCUUGGGCAUUGAUCCAAAACAAGGAGCCAUUAUUAUCGUUCGCCCCGAUCAAUAUGUCUCUGCCGUGAUGCGCCUCGGUGAGUACUCCGAGAUCGGAAAAUUCUUCGCCGGAUUCUUGAAACGUCAAACGUAG